AUGGAAGAGUUUGAUUUUGUUAUUGUAGGCGGUGGUAUUGCUGGUGUAUCGUGCGCUGAAUCGCUUGCGUUUCUUUGUUUAGAUUCUAAGAUUGCUUUGAUAACAGCUAGCCCAUUAAUUAAAGCCGUUACGAACUUAGUUCCCCUCACCAAAAUGUUGACUAGAUUUGACAUUGAAGAAAGAGAAGCCGAUACACUAUCUCAAAGUAACCCUUCUGUUACGGUUGUCAAAGAUUUUGUCACCGGAUUUGAUUCUAUCAAACACCUUGUGUUUCUAAAAAGUGGAGUGGAAUUGAAGUACAAGAAACUGUGUUUGUGUAGUGGCGCUUCACCUAAACUUAUUCCCGGUGAAAGUAAAAAUAUUGUCGGUAUAAGGGACACAGAGUCAGUCAAGGACUUUCAGGACCGGGUACAAGAUUCUUCCAGGAUUGUGGUUGUUGGAAACGGUGGGAUUGCAACUGAAAUCAUUUACGAACUAACUGGUGUUGAAUUGAUUUGGGUAAUAAAAGAUGAACAUAUAUCAGCAAACUUUAUUGAUCCAGUCGCAGCUGAAUUUUUUCAAGACAGACUUUUAAAGCAAGAUGUAAGUGAUACCCCACCAAUUGUGAAACGAAUGAAGUAUACAGUAGAAGAUGAUAAAAGUCAUUUAGAAAAAUCAGGCGCUGCUCUAGGACCUGAUUGGCAUUCUAAAUACAAGUUGCAGGGAUCACUCAGAAGUGACACUAAAGUUGUUAUAGAAUACAAGUCUGAAGUGGAUUCAGUUUUGAGCCCUGAAGAAGCCAAAAACCUUGUUGAUAAGUCUGACCAAGAAAGAUGGCAAACCUUUGUCAAACUAACAAAUGGUCAAAUCUAUGGAUGUGAUUUCAUUGUUUCUGCAACAGGAGUUGUUCCUUGUUGUAAUUUUGAUAUGAAAUGCAACCGAGUUUUUGACAAGGCUGAGGAUGGUGGAAUAAAGGUUGACUGGAAAAUGGAAACCAAUUUACCUGAUAUUUUCGCUGCUGGAGACGUCUGCCAUGCUUCUUGGGACAGAGCUCCUCAUUGGUUCCAAAUGCGUUUAUGGACUCAGGCAAGACAAAUGGGGACGUACGCUGCCAAGGCAAUGUCUGCUGCUCUCAAAGAGGAGCAAUUCUAUCAAGACUUUUGUUUCGAGAUGUUUUCCCAUGUAACAAAAUUUUUCGGCUACAAAGUAGUUUUGCUGGGUUUGUUCAAUGGUCAGACUUUGGCUAAUAACUAUGAGGUUUUACUCAGGAUCACAAAAGGAGUUGAAUAUGUCAAAUGUGUAAUGAAGAAUGGACGAAUGCAGGGAGCUGUACUCAUUGGCGAAACAGACUUGGAGGAGAUGUGUGAAAACCUGAUUUUGAAUCAACUCGACUUGACUGACUUUGGUGAAGAUCUUCUGAAUCCUGAUAUUGAUAUUGAGGACUAUUUUGAUUGAUACAUUUCACGCUACUGUUCAUAAUAAAUAUUUUGUACCGCCAUAA
Messenger RNA from Macrosteles quadrilineatus (aster leafhopper), 1480 nucleotides. RefSeq names its product pyridine nucleotide-disulfide oxidoreductase domain-containing protein 1 (gene Pyroxd1). Lineage: Eukaryota; Metazoa; Arthropoda; Insecta; Hemiptera; Cicadellidae. The transcript has a single exon. Bases 1 to 1434 code for a protein of 477 amino acids. Gene Ontology annotation, molecular function: oxidoreductase activity; flavin adenine dinucleotide binding. The record is from RefSeq and is a predicted model, not a curated record.